This is a messenger RNA of Bactrocera neohumeralis, 1426 nucleotides long. RefSeq names its product apolipoprotein D-like. Lineage: Eukaryota; Metazoa; Arthropoda; Insecta; Diptera; Tephritidae. The transcript is spliced from 6 exons. The record is from RefSeq and is a predicted model, not a curated record. Gene Ontology annotation, molecular function: pigment binding. Bases 343 to 1143 code for a protein of 266 amino acids.
GAGCUUUCAGUUGAUUUCCGGCAGCGGCGCGUUGAACUUUGCAAUUCUAAACAUAAUUGACUAGUAAACCAGGUUAUUCGGUGCAAAAUAAAGCAAAAUCAGUUUAACGAUACAAUUUUCAGGAUCAACGAAUUGCAAAUUAAAUUGUGUGAAGCAGCAAUAAAAAAGGAUUCACAACGAUUUCGAACUAAAUUAUUAAUAUUGUGCACUUACCGACAAAGUGUUGGCGAAAAACUGAAAAGAGACAAGCAAAUAAGUGUUAAUUAUUAAAAACUUAAUUUAAAAAAUAUAAACGAAAAUAUAAAUUUUUUGGUUUGAAUAAUAAUAAUAAUACUGCGAGAAAUGAGUCCACAAUUAAGAACGAGUAUCACCGCUGCACUUUUGUUACUGAUUUGCCACUUGACUGCAGCGCAAGUACCCUUCCCACGCAGCUGUCCCGAAGUCAAGGUGCCUUCGGACUUUGACGCCGAUGCUUACAUGGGCACUUGGUAUGAGUACGCCAAAUAUCCGCACAUCUUUGAGAUCGCUAAGCGCUGUAUGUUUGCGCGUUACACCAACAAAGGCAACAAUACAAUCGGUGUGGUAAAUACAUCGAUUAAUACGAUCACUGGCCACACCACAAAUACGACGGGAGUCGCUCGUAUGCUUGCACCAUCCCAGAUAAAUGUGCUCUUCAGCAAAUAUCCAAACGCCGUUGAUAUACCGAAUUACAUUGUGCUGGGCACUGAUUACAAAUCAUACAGUGUGGUCUACAGUUGCACUAAUCUCACCUCUUUUGCGCAUACAAAACUGCUUUGGAUCAUGACUCGCGAACGCAAGCCCUCCGCCGAAGCCAUCAGUACAGCGAAGAAAAUCAUGGAUGAUAACAAUUUGCCACAAUCAUUCCUGCUGAUCGCUGAUCAGGAGAAUUGCCCCGAUGUGGCUUCCGGCUAUGGCACGACCAUUAGUUUCGGUGAUAACACCAACAAUAACAACAACAAUGCUAAUAAAAUUAACAAAACUCCUAGCAAUGCUGUAGAUGAUAGCGUAAUUUUGAAAAGGAUUGCUGCCGCAGCCACAAGUACCGCUAACCCGACCACAGCCGAGUUUGAGCUUGUGGACACCACAGCAGAGACGGCGGCUAAUGUCAUUGAAUUGGCAUGAGAGUUGUUUAGGCGCAUUUGGCAGCGCAUCAUGGAUAUAUUGUCAUGGUUUUUUGCUUUGCCGUGAUUGAUUGAGCUUGAGCAUUGAGCUCACAUAUUUACUUAUUUACAUACACAUACAUAUUUACCAUUCCUAACGUACAGUGUUUUUAGACGCCGUUAGGUGUCUGCUUUCCAUGCAAGUCUCACUUAUGUUGUGAAACUUUUAUGCGAGUAUUAUAUAGUUCGUAGUUGGUAGAGUUAAGUACAAAUAUGUUGGUCACUAAUAAAAAUAUUUGAAAUUA